Messenger RNA from Ornithodoros turicata, 8011 nucleotides. RefSeq names its product sodium channel protein para-like (gene para). The record is from RefSeq and is a predicted model, not a curated record. Gene Ontology annotation, biological process: sodium ion transmembrane transport; neuronal action potential; membrane depolarization during action potential. Gene Ontology annotation, molecular function: voltage-gated sodium channel activity. The coding region runs from base 545 to 6625 and encodes 2026 amino acids. Gene Ontology annotation, cellular component: plasma membrane; voltage-gated sodium channel complex. The transcript is spliced from 32 exons. Lineage: Eukaryota; Metazoa; Arthropoda; Arachnida; Ixodida; Argasidae.
AAAGUAUCGUCCCUUGUUGUAAGCGUUUUCGUUCCUCAUAGCUCCUGUGAAGUGCACUCGUCCCGUGUGUGGUACAUUUACUUGAAUGACGUAAUGUGUUCCCAUUUGUGUGGUGGCACAAGAUGGCGAGCCUAAUCGAUUCACCCUAUCCUUGGUAGUGAGGGCGUCGUCGCAGCAGGCGAUCGAUGUGGAUGGACGCGCCCGGGCCGCAGAGUCGGCCACAUUUGCCACGAAAUUUCACAACCAAGAAACGAGUAUCAUACGCCGACUUAUGGAUGGGAUUUCAUGUGCCUACUGUAGGACGUUAUCUCAAGUAAGGGUGGUACGCAAGAUGGAGCCCUGAACCUCCCAUGAUCCGGACAUGCUGGAGAAAUGGCGGCUGCCCCCCGUCAGACAUCGUUGACGAGUAGAGCGUGUGCUUCUGAGAUGAUCGUCCCGUGUCACAGGUUAUGAUGUCGGAAUCCGUCUACCUUCAUCUACCCUCGAGGAGGCCCGGUUGCAGCAGCGGUUGCAUCCGUCCCAGCGAAGAGGCCGGCGGUGAGCGAUGAUGGGAGAGGCGACGCGUCCGCCCGAGGCCGGCGACGAAGCUGUGGCAGAACCGGAUCACCUGACGCACCACGAAGCUACCGACGAAGAGGACGAAUGUGCACCCCUCUUUCGACCUUUCACCAGGGAAUCGCUAGCAGCUCAGGAGGCCCGAAUAGCCGAGGAGGCGGCGCGUAAGGCCCUUCAGCAACAGCGGAUCGACGAAGGGAUUCCCGCCGGCGAAGAUUACGUUCAUCAUCCACGUGAGCCGCGGGAUCCUGAUCCGGCCUUGGAAGCUGGCGGACCGCUACCUCGGCGAAUCAUUGGCGAAUUUCCCCCAGAACUCAUUGCCACCCCCAUCGAAGAUAUCGACAAGUUCUACGAGAAUAAGAGGACAUUUGUGGUGAUUAGCAAGAACAAGGACAUCUUCCGGUUCAGUUCAACGGACGCGUUAUUUCUCCUAAGUCCUUUCAAUCCGGUGCGGAGGCUAGCAAUUUGUAUCCUGGUUCACCCAAUCUUCAGCUUUCUUGUAAUUGUCACCAUCCUCGUCAACUGCGUCCUUAUGACCAUGCCUAACAACGAGACGAUUGAAAACACCGAAACAAUAUUCACGACAAUUUACACAUUUGAAUCAUGCACAAAAAUGUUGGCUCGAGGGUUCAUUUUAGAGCAAUUCACAUAUCUUCGAGAUCCGUGGAAUUGGUUAGACUUUAUGGUUAUAUCUUUAGCAUAUAUCACACAGUUCGUUCCAAAUUUGGGGAACUUGAGCGCCUUGAGAACCUUUCGUGUACUUCGAGCCUUGAAAACUGUAGCUAUAGUUCCGGGUCUGAAGACGAUCGUAGGAGCCGUCAUAGAAUCAGUCAAGAACCUCAGGGAUGUGAUCAUAUUGACCAUGUUUUCGCUGUCAGUCUUUGCCUUACUGGGGUUGCAAAUCUACAUGGGAGUGCUCUCGCAAAAAUGCAUCGUGCCCCCUCCAGACAACCUCUCCGAAGCCGAAUAUGCAAAUUAUUUAAACAAUGAGACAUUUUGGUUUGCUGAGGAUGAUGGAAGCCAUCCACUAUGUGGGAACUCUAGCGGUUCAAAGCAAUGUACAGAGGGUUACAUGUGUUUGCAAGGUGUUGGUGACAACCCAGACUAUGGGUUCACCAAUUUCGAUACAUUUGGCUGGGCCUUUCUGGCUGCCUUUAGGCUAAUGACACAAGAUAGUUGGGAGACCCUCUAUCAAAUGGUGCUACGUUCGGCAGGCCCAUGGCACAUGUGUUUUUUUGUAGUAAUAAUAUUUCUUGGGUCGUUUUACCUAGUCAACUUGAUCCUGGCUAUUGUUGCAAUGUCAUACGAUGAGUUACAGAAGAAGGCUGAAGAAGAAGCCGAAGAAGAUAGACUUGUAGAAGAAUCCAUGAGGGCUGAAGAAGAAGCCCGUGCCGAAGCCGCUGCAGGGCAUCGAAAACCCAGCGCAGCGGUUGAAAUGCUCAAGAGUCCUUCGGAGUAUUCGUGCCGGUCAUACGAACUGUUUGUGGGGCAGGAGCGUGGUGAAGACAACAAAGACCUCAGGGAACGUUCCAGCAUCAAGAGCGCAGACGCCGAUGACCUCGACUUCUGCUGCCCUCAAGAUGCCCGCUCUCGGCCGCCCAAUGGAAAGGUGCGCAAGAUAUUAGCGCGCCGAUUUAGCGGGUCCCGUGCCAGUCUAAGCCUACCCGGCUCGCCCUUUAACCUGCGUAGGGGUAGCCGCGGUAGCCAGUUAAGCGUCAACUGGCGCAGCAACGGGCGGCGGCUGGGCGACCGCAAACCACUGGUCCUGCAGACUUACAUGGACGCUCAAGAACACCUGCCGUACGCGGACGACAGCAACGCCGUGACGCCCAUGUCGGAAGACAACGGCGCCGUGCUCGUGCCCAUGUACACGAGUUUGGCGUCGCGCCAUUCGAGCUAUACGUCGCACUCGUCCAGGCUGUCGUAUACCUCCCAUGGGGAUAUCUGCUGCAAGGGAGGGGGCCUCACCAAAGAGAGUCAGCUUCGCUCUCGCUCGCGGAACCUCCAGGGCUGCUACUGUUACGAGGACAUGUCUUUCGACGGAGAGGAAUGCCUGGCUGUGAAGACAAAGCAGCCAGACAACCCUUUUAUUGAACCGUCGCAGAGGCAAGGUCUUGUGGAUAUGAAAGAUGUGAUGGUGCUCAACGACAUCAUCGAACAAGCCGCGGGCAGGCAGAGCAAAGCUAGUGAGAGAGUGUCCAUCUACUAUUUCCCCACAGAGAGGGAGGAACAGGAGAGGCCCAAGUUCAAAGAGAAGUGCAUGGCGCAUUGCUUGAAGUGCAUAGACAUCUUCUGUGUCUGGGACUGCUGCUGGUACUGGAUACGAAUGCAGGAAAUCAUCAGCCUCAUUGUGUUUGACCCUUUCAUGGAGUUAUUCAUCACUCUAUGCAUCGUGGUCAAUACACUUUUUAUGGCUAUGGACCAUCAUGACAUGCAAAAGGACUUUGAGAACGUGCUAAAAACCGGCAACUAUUUCUUCACUGCGACCUUUGCUAUUGAAGCUGGCAUGAAGCUGAUGGCAAUGAGUCCUAAGAACUACUUUCGUGAAGGAUGGAAUAUCUUCGACUUCAUCAUCGUAGCCCUCUCACUCGUCGAAAUUCUACUAGACAGUGGCUCAGGACUGUCUGUAUUGCGAUCCUUCCGUUUGUUGCGAGUGUUCAAGCUCGCCAAAUCCUGGCCGACGCUCAAUCUGCUCAUCUCCAUCAUGGGCAAAACCAUUGGCGCCUUGGGAAAUCUAACCUUCGUGUUGGGGAUCAUUAUCUUCAUCUUUGCAGUCAUGGGAAUGCAACUCUUCGGAAAGGAAUACGAAGACAACAAAGACAAAUUUCCUGUACAGAAGGUCCCCAGGUGGAACUUCGUCGACUUCAUGCAUUCUUUCAUGAUUGUGUUUCGAGUGCUCUGCGGCGAGUGGAUCCAGUCCAUGUGGGACUGCAUGGUGGCCGCUGGGAGCACAUGCAUCCCCUUCUUCCUCGCCACUGUUGUUAUUGGCAACCUUGUGGUACUGAACCUGUUCUUGGCUCUGUUGCUAUCGUCGUUCGGGGCGUCCAACUUAUCGCAAGCGAAUCCAGACAGUGGUGACACAAAGAAACUCCAAGAAGCAAUCGACCGCUUGCAUAGGGCACGCAACUGGAUAAAGUCCUGUUGUUUAAAACUUGCCAAGAGCUUCCGACGCAAGCCCCGUAACCAGAUAGCGGACCAGACUACAGACAUCAGGGAAGAACUUGAGGAUGGUGGGGGUGAAGUUGUGCUCCUGGACGGUCAAGUACCCAUGAGAGACAAAAAAUCCGACCACAAGGACCUUGAGGUUGUUGUUGGCGACGGCCUCGAGAUCGCCUUUCAAGGUGAUGGAAAAGCAGUAAAAAUGAAGCUGAAAAACAACUCCAAGCCUGUCAUUAAUUCUGUCUGGGUGGGCCCUGUAAUAGAGCCGAAGCUGCCUGAAAAAGACAACAAGCAAAAGGAAGAAGAGGAAGCAUUGAGCGAAAAGUCUCCGUUGAGCCCCAAGGAGCAGAGCCUUCCAACAAGCAAACCGUCCAAAGACCUUAGCAACUCCUCGCUCGGGGAUGAUGAGGAAAAACGCGAUGCCAGUAAAGAAGACCUUGAAACAACAGAAGGUAUGCAACCAGAAGGUGGCCCGAACCCAGACACGGAAGACGUUGACACCGACAAGCUAGAAACUGCAACUUCAGACGUUAUUAUACCUGAGCUACCAGCUGACUGCUGUCCUGACUGGUGCUACACGCGCUUUGCGUGCCUCUGCUUCUACGAUGAAUCAAAGCCCUUUUGGUUCAAAUACAAAGUCGUCCGGGCAAAAUGUUUUGCCCUAGUCGAGAACAAGUACUUCGAGACCAUUGUUGUUGUCCUCAUCUUGACCAGUAGCUUAGCACUGGCGUUAGAGGAUGUAAACCUGAAGGACCGUCCACUACUUAAAGGCAUCCUGAAUUACAUGGACAAGUCAUUCACGGUGAUAUUUUUCUUUGAGAUGAUUCUCAAGUGGGUGGCCUUUGGCUUCAAGAAGUACUUCACAAACGCCUGGUGCUGGCUGGACUUUGUCAUCGUCCUCGUGUCAGUGAUCAAUCUAAUAGCUACCUCCUUCGGAGGUGGUCGUAUCCAGGCCUUCAAGACGAUGCGGACACUGCGAGCGUUGAGACCUCUGCGAGCUCUGUCACGCUUCCAAGGGAUGCGGGUGGUUGUGAACGCCCUAGUGCAAGCCAUUCCUGCCAUCUUCAACGUGCUGCUUGUGUGUCUCAUCUUCUGGCUCAUCUUCUCGAUCAUGGGAGUGCAGAUGUUAGCUGGAAAAUUCUUCCGUUGUGAAGACUCCAAUGGAACUCGCCUCAAUAGCUCAUUCAUCCCCAACAGAGAUGCUUGCAGGUUUUACAACUUCAGCUGGGUGAAUCCUAUGAUCAACUUCGAUAACGUCCUAAACGCAUACCUUGCCCUCUUUCAAGUGGCUACGUUCAAAGGCUGGAUUGAUAUUAUGGCCAAUGCAAUUGAUUCGAGAGGAAAAAACGAGCAACCCGAUUACGAAGCCAAUAUCUACAUGUACCUCUACUUCGUGUUCUUCAUUAUAUUUGGUUCCUUCUUCACCCUGAACCUAUUCAUUGGUGUCAUCAUUGAUAAUUUUAAUGAACAGAAGAAGAAGGCGGGAGGAUCAUUAGAAAUGUUUAUGACAGAGGACCAGAAAAAGUACUACAACGCAAUGAAAAAAAUGGGGUCCAAAAAGCCUGCUAAAGCCAUUCCGAGACCAAGGUUCAAGCUACAAGCCAUGAUAUUCGACCUGACGACCAACAAGAUGUUUGACAUGGCUAUCAUGAUCUUCAUCGUCCUCAACAUGACGGUCAUGGCACUGGACCACUAUGGUCAAAGCAAGUUCUUCGGGGAAGUCCUCGACAGGCUCAAUAUCUUCUUUAUUGCUAUUUUCACGACGGAGUGCAUCCUCAAAAUGUUUGCCUUGCGCUGGUACUACUUCAAAGAACCAUGGAACAUGUUUGACUUCGUCGUCGUCAUACUGUCCAUUUUAGGUAACGCACUGAAAGACUUGAUCGCCAAGUACUUCGUAUCGCCUACUCUGCUUCGUGUAGUGCGCGUUGUGAAGGUUGGCCGCGUGCUUCGCUUAGUCAAGGGUGCCCGUGGCAUUCGUACUCUGCUUUUCGCGCUUGCCAUGUCACUGCCGGCCCUGUUCAACAUUUGCCUCCUGCUCUUCCUCGUCAUGUUCAUCUACGCUAUCUUCGGCAUGUCCUUCUUUAUGCACGUUAAGCACCGCUACGGCAUCGACGAAAACUUCAACUUCGAGACUUUUGGCCAGUCCAUGAUUCUACUGUUUCAGAUGUGCACAUCUGCAGGCUGGGACGAAGUCCUAGCCGCCAUCAUGGAUGAGCAUGGUUGCAGCGAAGCGACGGACGACACUGAGGGUGACUGCGGCAAUAGGGGUAUCGCCGUCACCUACCUCGUCUCCUACCUCAUUAUAAGUUUUCUCGUUAUUAUUAAUAUGUACAUCGCUGUCAUCCUUGAAAACUACAGCCAGGCCACAGAGGACGUUCAAGAGGGCCUAACAGAUGACGACUACGAUAUGUAUUACGAGAUUUGGCAACAAUUCGAUCCAAAAGGCACUCAGUACCUGCCUUAUGCCAACCUGUCAGCUUUUGUGAAUGCUCUCGAAGAGCCACUCCAAAUCGCCAAGCCAAAUAAGUACAAACUGAUUGUCCUGGAUAUCCCCAUCUGUAAAGACGAUCAGGUGUACUGCGUUGACAUCCUUGACGCUCUGACGCGGGACUUCUUUGCCCGGAAGGGCCAUACCAUCGAGGAACCUGCCGAGUUGACGGAGACGGUUAUCCACCAAGACCGACCAGACUACGAACCUAUCAGUUCAACGUUAUGGCGUGAACGAGAAGAGUACUGCGCCCGUGUCAUCCAGCGGGCAUGGCGCCGUUACAAAGGAGCUGUGUCGGACGGACCACCCGCGCAGCAGACGGCCAUUGUGGUGGACAGCGACGGUCAUGUGACACGCAACGGUCACCGUGUGGUGCUGCAUUCGCGCUCGCCCAGUGUGGCCAGCAGGUCGACGGACGUGUGACGUCGGCUGUCCCCGCGCGGGUUCGUGCGUCAUUCGUGGGCUUUCUGCUUCUCUGGCUUCGUCUUCCCCGACAUUGUGCACACUGAGGAGAAAAAUUGCUUUGCAAUUAUAACCGCGAUUUUUUCCAUGCAGAAAUUAGAUAGGAAAUUUAUAGAUAGUCAGUGAGUAAAUUCUCCCAACAAAGUGCAAAAAUUGGGAGCGCAAGACUAGUUCACGUGAAACUAGAUUGAGUGCAUAAUGCAAAAUAGAUUAGGAGCAUACAAUGUAAUAAACUAGAUCACGUGAGGGGUUGUCCUCCCGGAGGCGAAGCCAGGGAACGCUUGCUGUUUUCGACUUUAGGAGUUCCAAUAGGAAAAGACAAGAUUUCUCGCUUUUUGCUCCGAUAGCAAAGACUGGCAUGUUUUCAAUUGAUCAACACACUUGGCACAUUUCUCAUCGCACCAGUUCUUCGUUUUUCGAUGCUCCGGCCAUUGUUGCUAUAGAGGAAAGAAAAAACUGUUGCCGAGUGGAGUUAACCGUUGUGAAACUCGCUUUUCCUUCCUUUGCACAAGUGAUGUGCGUUACAGCUUAGGAAGAAAUAAGGUGAGGAAUGAUGCUCAGCACACCAAAGUUCGCUUGUCGCGUUAAUUAUGAUAUAUAAACUGCAGAUCCUUGGCGCGAUCACACACAGCAUGUAAAUACCGUGUGUGCGCGCGCCUUGUGUGUGUAAAUAAGGUGUGUAUAUUUGGGUCUCGCAGACCCUUCACAGAUGGAUUUUCUUUCCUAUGUGCCUUUAUGGGUUCAUACCUGCUUUUCAUUGACUGCAUCAGCUUUGAAAACCAUGCAACGAGCGUUUGUCACAAAAUCCUAUUUGAGAAGAUUUUAUUUCCUUCGAGGGGACGUCAUAAACUAUUUAAGCUAUUUUCAUUGCAUUUUACCACUCUAUGCUGAAUUCUUUGUUUUGAAUCCAACGUAGUGCUUCUCACACCGAGCAUGUGUGUGCGUAUAAAUAUAUGCCUUGAAAGUUUCUUUUACCAUGUUUCCUGCUCUGUAAAAAGAGGGUUUAUUUUUAGCAGAAGCCUUAUGAAACCUGUCUAAUAUGCAUAUAUAUAUACCGGCACACACACAAGUACUCACGAUCCGUAGAAAGUUUUACGAAAUUAUUGCUUCCGACUCUCGCACCAAUGCUACAUUUACAGAAAAAAAAACCGUAUUUUCUACAUUGUGCGUUCUGUGUACAUAACAUAGAAACACGCGUUUUAUUCCAAGUUUAUUUGUUGAAUGCCGUUGUUUUUUGUACACAAGCUCAACCAGUAGCAAAUAACGUGGGAUUUCCCAAGUGCUUCAUAUACCUAUGCAUGACUGUUGCUUGGUUUCUUGAACAAGUCAUCUCAAUUUUCUUCUCGA